GGAAACGAUAGAGUAAGGUUGAACAGAGUUAGCUUAACACGAGAAGAGCAUUAUAUAGUGUAUUUCUGAAUUUUCUGACUCAGUUUUAUCGAUACAGACAUUAGUCUGCAUAAAUAGUUAUGCCUGAAGACUGUAUGGACAAGCCAAACAUAGUAACAUGCACCGCUCCUGUGAAUAUAGCUGUCAUCAAAUACUGGGGGAAGAGAGAUGAAGAACUUAUUCUACCAAUAAACUCAUCUUUGAGUGUCACAUUGCAUCAAGACCAACUGAAGACAACAACAACAGUUUCCACCAGCAGAUCCUUCCAGGAAGACCGGAUAUGGCUCAAUGGCAAAGAGGAGGACAUAAACCAUCCAAGGCUACAGUCCUGUCUCAGAGAGAUUCGCCGAUUAGCGAGGAAGAGACGUAAUGAUGGGGACCUCGCUUCAGAUUCCACUGGUUUGUCCCACAAAGUCCAUAUUUGCUCUGUGAACAACUUCCCCACUGCAGCCGGACUAGCUUCCUCAGCGGCUGGAUUCGCUUGUCUAGUUUAUACUCUGGCCAAGGUUUUUGGUGUCGAGGGGGAGUUGUCUGGGAUUGCACGACAAGGCUCAGGCAGUGCAUGCCGGAGUAUGUAUGGAGGGUUUGUCCAGUGGAUCAUGGGACAGAAUGAAGAAGGCAAAGACAGUCUAGCCCGGCAGGUGGAGCCAGAGACUCAUUGGCCUGAGCUUAGGAUUCUUGUGCUCGUGGCCAGUGCUGAGAGAAAGCCAGUGGGCAGCACUUCUGGGAUGCAAACAAGCGUAAAAACAAGUCAUCUUCUAAAGCACCGUGCUGAGGCAGUCGUCCCAGGCCGGAUGGAAGAGAUGAUUGAAGCGGUGCGAAAAAAAGACUUUGCAGCUUUCGCUGAACUAACCAUGAAGGACAGCAACCAGUUUCACGCCACCUGUUUGGAUACGUACCCUCCCAUCUUUUAUCUCAGCAGUGUGUCUCAACAGGUUAUCAAUAUGGUGCAUCGGUACAACAGACACUACGGGGAGACACGGUUGGCAUACACAUUCGAUGCAGGACCCAACGCUGUGAUCUUCACGCUUCAGCAGUAUGUUCCUGAACUUGUUCAGGUGGUUCAGCACGUCUUCCCUCCAGAAACUAACGGAGGACAGUUUAUUAAGGGCCUUCCAGUUAACCAUGCUGCUAUCUCGGAGGAGCUAAAGCAGGCUAUUGGCCUUGAGCCCAUGUCAAAGGGAAUAAGCUAUAUUAUUAGCACCAAGGCUGGACCGGGCCCUUGUGUUGUGACAGAUCCCACUCAGCAUCUACUUGGAUCUGACGGACUGCCUAAAGAAAGUGUGUAAUGCCCUGCAGCUCUGAGCAGGAAUGAUUUUACAGUAGAAGUACUGAGGGCAAUCAGCAAAUAUUACAUUUGUAUUUGUGAUAACUAGUUUUGUGUAAGAGCUAACAACAACAGAUUCACAUGCCAUUUUAGAUGCUAACGCCACUCUCAAAUUAUCAGCAGGUUCGUCUUUCUUAUCUCAACCGCUAAUUUUCUACUGUGUUCUUUCUUGUAAACAAUUCUUGGCAAAUACAGGAAGAUGUGUCCUGAUGUACUGAUGGAACUACAGUAAACCUAUGCAGCUGAUAUUUUACUCUCUGAGCAAAUGAAUCUACUUGAAUCUUUCACAUGUUUUAUGAGGGUGUUCAGCUCUGGUCACUAUAGUUAUACUCUCAUUUUCAUUCUGCAAAAAAAAACAGUCAGGCAUACAUUACAUACAUCUCUUGGUCUAAUGCUGUUCUUUUAAAUAAAGUAUAUUUUUUUGUCAA
Cheilinus undulatus (humphead wrasse) is the source of this 1794-nucleotide messenger RNA. It is a transcript of the gene mvda, whose product is annotated as mevalonate (diphospho) decarboxylase a. Gene Ontology annotation, biological process: isopentenyl diphosphate biosynthetic process, mevalonate pathway; isoprenoid biosynthetic process. The record is from RefSeq and is a predicted model, not a curated record. Gene Ontology annotation, cellular component: cytosol. The coding region runs from base 120 to 1328 and encodes 402 amino acids. Gene Ontology annotation, molecular function: ATP binding; diphosphomevalonate decarboxylase activity. The transcript has 10 exons. NCBI's taxonomy places the organism in Eukaryota, Metazoa, Chordata, Actinopteri, Labriformes, Labridae.